AUGUCUCUUGUAUACACCAAGCCAGUCUCGUCUACUGGCAUCCUUGCUGAUGUGUUCAAACCGGACACAUCAACAGAAAUCGUAAAAGUUCAUGUCAGCCAGGGAAUCUGCGCGAUAGACAUAGUUGUGAACUUGGUUGGAUUCUACGAGAUUGACAGAGUUGUCCGUGGAAAUGCGAAGGUGCACCUGCUCCGGUGCAUCAUCAUCAUCUGUAUCAGCAUCAGGCUGUUCGUCAUCUUCCGGAUUCAAGCUACCCACGCGAGAGCAAUGACAGGACCUCUUAAUGGUGCCAUCGAGGCACUGAAGGGCAACAGAAUUGGUGUCUGGAUCAAAGUACGAAUGGUCAACAAUCUCGUGUGGGAACAAGAAGCGACAACGUCCUUCAUUCCCGUACUUAUGGCAGACAGCACGGCAUUGAUGUCGUUGAAGGGCUUCUCCACAGCGUUUAAUCUCCGUUGA
Suillus subalutaceus is the source of this 459-nucleotide messenger RNA. RefSeq lists its product as uncharacterized. NCBI's taxonomy places the organism in Eukaryota, Fungi, Basidiomycota, Agaricomycetes, Boletales, Suillaceae. Bases 1 to 459 code for a protein of 152 amino acids. The record is from RefSeq and is a predicted model, not a curated record. The transcript is spliced from 2 exons.